Molecule: messenger RNA, 527 nt
Organism: Fukomys damarensis (Damara mole-rat)
Lineage: Eukaryota; Metazoa; Chordata; Mammalia; Rodentia; Bathyergidae
Gene: Hba1
Product: hemoglobin subunit alpha 1
Exons: 3
Coding region: 53-481 (142 amino acids)
Biological process (GO): hydrogen peroxide catabolic process; oxygen transport
Cellular component (GO): blood microparticle; haptoglobin-hemoglobin complex; hemoglobin complex
Molecular function (GO): organic acid binding; oxygen carrier activity; oxygen binding
Source: RefSeq, a predicted model, not a curated record
CGGCGGUUCCUGCACGCUUCUGGCUCUGACAGAGACUCAGAAAGAAUCCACCAUGGUGCUGUCUCCUGCUGACAAGAGCAACGUGAAGGCUGCCUGGGACAAGAUUGGCGGCCAUGGUGCGCAGUAUGGCGCGGAGGCCCUGUGCAGGAUGUUUCUGAGUUUCCCAACCACUAAGACCUACUUCCACCACUUUGACCUGAGCCCGGGCUCCGCCCAGGUCCAGGGCCAUGGCAAGAAAGUGGCGGACGCGCUAACCACCGCCGUGGGCCACCUGGACGACCUGCCGAAUGCGCUGUCUGCUCUGAGCGACCUGCACGCCCACAAGCUGCGUGUGGACCCCGUGAACUUCAAGCUCCUGAGCCACUGCCUGCUCGUGACCCUGGCUGCCCACCACCCAGCGGAAUUCACCCCCUCGGUCCAUGCCUCCCUGGACAAGUUCUUGGCCACUGUGAGCACCGUGCUGACUUCCAAAUACCGUUAAGCUGGAGUGACCCUGCAGGGUCUCUUUUCAGGCCCUUCCCCCUCCC